UAUAUUUCUUUGACAUUAGAUACCUGGAGUUCACCAAUACAUUUACCUUAUUUAGGUAUUACUGCUCAUUGGGAGAUUGAAUCAAAAAUAAGUACUAUAGUAACUGAUAAUAGUUCAAAUAUAAAAAAAGCAUAUAAUGAAUUAGAAAUUGGUAAAAGGAUCCCAUAUUUUGCUCAUACUCUUCAAUUGAGCAUUAAAAAAGAAUUAGAUAAAAUAGAACUAUUAGCUGAUAAGUGUAAACAUCUUAUUACUUUUUUAUCAGAUGAUAAAAAAAAGUAG
Molecule: messenger RNA, 279 nt
Organism: Funneliformis caledonium
Lineage: Eukaryota; Fungi; Glomeromycota; Glomeromycetes; Glomerales; Glomeraceae
Source: the annotation of a GenBank genome assembly